AACUUUGAAUUUUUUCGAACAGCUGUUAUCAACAGAGAGUACUCUAAUUGAUAGUUGAUUUGCUCUGUUUAAACUUGAUAUGAUGUAUGUAUGUCUCUCCAUUUUUGUGAAGAUGAUACGCAUUCAGCUGGGAUUCUUGCUGAUAACAGUUGCCAUUUUUAAUAUUGUGUAUGGGUACGAAAAUGAAAUGACGGUCUAUAUAGAAGCUGGCAAAAAUGAGUGCUUUUAUCAUCCAGUACGUAAUGGUGAAACCAUCGAUAUAGAAUAUCAAGUAAUUGACGGUGGACAUGGGGACUUAGAUAUAAGCUUCUCAUUGCUUGAUCCUAUUGGAUUAGUAAUAGUUAGUGACUAUAAAAAACCCGAGAAUAUACAUCGCCACGAAGCGGGUAAGUCAGGUGAUUACCGCUUUUGUUUCGAUAAUACAUUCAGUUCGUAUAAUCGCAAAACUGUGUUCUUCGAGCUAAUCAUUGAACAAGAAGGACAAUCAGCUUUUGAUAAUAAUUGGGAUGCGGACGCUGCUGGCAAGAAAUUGGAGGAACUGUAUGACAUCCAAGUUCACGAAAUUAUGGAAUAUGUUGGACGCGUACACAUGCACAUAGCGAGGGCUCAUCAGAUACUAAAUAUGUUGCGAUCUAAUGAAGCACGCGAUCGCAACUUGGCAGAGGCAAAUUAUUCUAAAGUAAAUAUGUGGUCACUGUUCCAGAUUUGUGCUAUGAUUUCGGUAGGACUUAUACAGGUAUUCAUGGUGCGAAGUAUCUUCGAUACAAAUACUCGUAUGAGUACAUUCUGGAAAAAAUUGGGAUUGUGAUACGCAUUAAAACUCAGUCAGCUGAAGAGGCGAAUAGGUUGCUGUGCUAUAAACACACCUCCCUGCCAAGAUAAGUCUCAACAUCUAAAACCAAAGAUACAUUUUAAUAAAUUUUUAAGAAAACCACUUAUGAAAUGUAGAAUACUCAAAAGGUUCAUACAAUGGAAAUGCUAUUUAAAUUAAGAGAUCUCAAAAACCAGUCAACUAGGAAACGUAACAUUUGGCUAAAUCGAAUAACAGUUUGCCAUAUUAAAAUUAAGGAAUCAUGUUAAGCAUUUUUGUUGUAUAAAACCUCACAAACACAUUUGAUUUUGUAAUUAAAUAAAUCGAAAUUUAUUUUCCUCUUAA
Anastrepha ludens (Mexican fruit fly) is the source of this 1156-nucleotide messenger RNA. RefSeq names its product transmembrane emp24 domain-containing protein 1 (gene opm). Gene Ontology annotation, biological process: endoplasmic reticulum to Golgi vesicle-mediated transport; Golgi organization; intracellular protein transport. Lineage: Eukaryota; Metazoa; Arthropoda; Insecta; Diptera; Tephritidae. The coding region runs from base 80 to 808 and encodes 242 amino acids. The record is from RefSeq and is a predicted model, not a curated record. The transcript has 2 exons. Gene Ontology annotation, cellular component: endoplasmic reticulum; Golgi apparatus; COPII-coated ER to Golgi transport vesicle.